UCCCAGAGGAAACUGGUGCUUCUCCUUACCUCUCCCAAAUCUGCAACCAGGAGUCAACAUGAAGCCCAAAUCUUUUCCCUCCCGACUGUUUGACAGGAAUUCAUCAGGCAUAUCAGGUGAAAGGAGGAAUAGUUGUGCAGCAAAAUAUCAACGACAAGUUGACUCUGUGGAUCAACCACCUUCUGAUGACAGCAGUCGAAAUGAGAAAGCCAAAAAAGACCUAAAUUUUACUUUUUUGCCAGAGAGGUAUGAACCACUGAUAGAUGAUGACGCUAAAGCAGAGAAGAAAAAGAGGAAGAAAGAAAAGCAUAAGAAAGUAAAAAAGAACGUUGGGAAGGCACUCCGCACCACCUGGAAGUGUCUGAUGCUUGGUCUGUACAACUUCGCCCUCGCCUACUCCACCCCCAUUGCAGCAGCAGCAACUUUUGUUCCGGAUUUUCACCCCAGCAGAAACAGGACAUGAGCUGCGCUUCAAGGAUGCCGCCUUUGGAGUUCGUUGUAAAUAGUUGUAACCUUGGGACCUUGACCAAACUCUCUGUAUUUUGUUUAUGUUCUUGUAUUUGAAAAUAUAUAUAUAUAACAGUAGUUUUGUCUUUUUUGAAUUUUCUUUUUAUAAAUUCUACCUAUUUAGACUUGUUAUGCUUAAAUUUCAAUGUACUGUAUAGUAUAAUAUUUUAGAAUAGAAUACUUAGGGGAUCCCCCAACCUCCUCCCACAAGUUUGUUGUUUCAUAUGUUUAAUCAAGUCUCCUGCUGCAGGAUAGCAGUAGCAUUUGAAAAAUUUAUGUAUUUUUGUGAAUAUAAAUAUUUAGGAACAGAAAAAGUUGUACAAAAAAGUGAUUAACAGCAUGUUGUACUGGAAUAGACUCUUUAAACCACUUACCUAAUUAAGUAGGAAGUGAGAAGACACUUCUUUCUUUCCAACAGCUUUAUAUAACUUCAUGCAGCUGACCAAAGAUACCAUAUAUUGAAAUAAGCAAUAGCACAUUUGAGCAAUUUU
Molecule: messenger RNA, 998 nt
Organism: Poeciliopsis prolifica (blackstripe livebearer)
Lineage: Eukaryota; Metazoa; Chordata; Actinopteri; Cyprinodontiformes; Poeciliidae
Product: required for drug-induced death protein 1-like
Exons: 2
Coding region: 59-463 (134 amino acids)
Source: RefSeq, a predicted model, not a curated record